Amborella trichopoda is the source of this 3335-nucleotide messenger RNA. Its product is annotated as ATP binding microtubule motor family protein. The record is from RefSeq and is a predicted model, not a curated record. Gene Ontology annotation, biological process: microtubule-based movement. Gene Ontology annotation, molecular function: ATP binding; microtubule binding; microtubule motor activity. Gene Ontology annotation, cellular component: nucleus; kinesin complex; microtubule. NCBI's taxonomy places the organism in Eukaryota, Viridiplantae, Streptophyta, Magnoliopsida, Amborellales, Amborellaceae.
CAUCCGUGGCAAGGCGUACGGGCGGGGGUUCAAAUUUUCGAGUUCCCAAUUUCAAAAUCCCAACGCGCUCUCUUUCCACUACUCCCACAGUGGAGGGGAAGGGAAGAGGGAGAGUGAGAAUGGAGGAGUUGCAGACGAGCACUCCUCGCGCUUCUGUGAGGAGAAACCCUCCCCGCAAAGCCAAGCGACUAACUGGAACCCCUUCCUUGCUUCAUUCUAUCAGAGAAGAAGUGCAUAGAUCUCCAUGUAAGGAUCUUCAAACCUAUGCAAUCAACCUCAAACCUUCAGAGAAAAAUGCCUUAAUAAUAUCUGAAGACGCGCUUUCAAAUAUAGGCACUGGAGCUCCUGGCAUAUCUUCAUUGAAGGACCUUCAAUGCCCUCCAUUACAGGACCUGCAAACCUCUGAAAAUGAGGUUGCGGAGACAGGAAGCCUCAGGGUCUUUCUCAGAAUCCGUCCUCCAAAAGGGGCUAGGGUAAAAUGCGGGGCACCUUCAAAAACUAGAGGCAAAGGUGCGCGUCAUGUGAGUUAUGAAGAGAAACGUCCAUGUUUGGUUGCAAAUGAUGCGCAUUCUGUUACCCUAACUACUCCUGCUUCUCUGCAAGAGAUGAAGAGAAGCAAGACUGAGGUCUACAAUGGCUUUGCCUAUGUAUUUUCUCCUCAAUCGUUGCAGAUGGAGGUGUAUGAGAAGGUGAUGCGCCCCCUUGUGAUGAAUUUUCUUGGAGGAAAAUCCCGUUUGCUGGUUGCCAUGGGGCCCACCGGAUCUGGUAAAACGCACACGGUUUUUGGGACUCCAAUGAAACCUGGUCUGGUGCCUCUUGCUCUUCAUCACCUAUUUGAAUGUGAUGAAAACUCUCCCUUUAAGCAAUCCAGGUGUUUUUACAUGUCAAUGUUCGAGAUAUGCUCUGAACGUGGAAGAGGAGAGAGGAUAUUUGAUUUGGCUCAAGAUGGAAGAGAAGUGUUCUUUCAGCAAUCGAUUAUCAAAGGUCUUCAAGAGGUGGUUGUUUCUAGUGUUGCUGAAGCAGAAUCUUUUCUUUCACAUGGAAUAUCCAAACGUACUACUGCAGUGACAAAUGCAAAUAGCCAGUCAAGCCGUUCACAUUGCAUCAUUAAAAUUCGUGGCAUUCCUGUAGAGACAUUUGAUCGGAAACAUGAGAUGCAGAAUGUUGCUGUCCUAAAUAUUAUUGAUCUUGCUGGAGCUGAAAGAGAGAAGAAAACAGGGAAUCAGGGAGCAAGAUUAUUAGAAAGCAACUUCAUUAACAACACCUCUAUGGUUUUUGGCCUUUGCUUAAGAGCCCUGCUAGAGCAUCAGAAGUUCCCCAAAAGACCAUUUCAAAAGCACUUCCAGAAUUCUUUGCUAACCAGAUAUAUUAGAGAUUAUUUGGAAGCCAAGAAAAGAAUGGACUUGAUUUUAACAGUGAGCACUGGGGAGGAUGAUCAUGUUGAUACAUCUUUUGUGCUGAGGCAGGCUUCUCCUUAUGCGAAUAUCAAAUACAACAAUUCUGAAGAUGGACUCAAUUUAUCUUGCCAGAAGAGGCACAUUGGGGUAUUGACAAAGCUGGAGCUUCCUAAGCGAAGGAAGGGCAAUAAGAUUGAGGCUUCUAUGAAUUGUGAAAAUCAUGCCAAAGUUGGAGAUGGAGUCGCUGGGGAAGCUUCUCUUACCCAGAAGAAGCCCCGAGGUGUUGAUGAAUGUACUGACCUACCUGAUAGAGUGAUGCAACAUGAGAAUUCACCGUCAAAUGCUGGUUGUGUCCUUGAGUUAAAAAGGAGAGAAAAGGAUUAUCAAGUUCUGCAGGCAUUCUCAAAGGCCUUAUGGAAUGUUUUGAAAGAAUACAAGGAAAAGCUUGUGGUCUCUGAAAAUGUAAUCCAGUCUCUCAAUGAAUGCCUCAAAAAAGAAAAGAUUCAUUGUCAUGAACUGGACAAAGAUUUGAAAGAUUUAAAGGAUAGCUGUUCUUGUGGGAAACUAUCUUCGACAAAUAUUUUUCCUGACAUCGUUCAUAUGGAUUCUGAUGCAUAUAAAGUUGCAUGCUCAUCACACUUGUUGAGAAUCUCUGAGACUGUAGGUGUUGAAAGUUUGAUGAUCGAAGAUACUGUAGAACAACAAAAUCAGUUCCAGUUCGCGAAUACUGAGAGAGUUGACAAUUCUUGUCGGAUGGCAUAUGACAUUGAAAGACAUCAGAUUGCAGAAAAAUGUCAAGAAGUGGAGGAUCCAGCAUGUCAGAAACUUGGGACCUUGUUUGACCCAAAGUAUAAGACAGAAGAACUGGAAUACAAUGUAACAGAUGAGAUCUUAGAGGCAGGUCCAUUACAUUGUCAGCCAUUGGAUUUCACAGCUCAAAUGUGUAGUCUUGAGCUUGUUCCUUCUAUGUUAUCAACUUCUUCGUGGAUAGCGGAAGACAUUGUAGUUCAGGAGUCGUCAAAGUUGAUGACCUCUGAUACAAUUGCUGAUGCCGGUGCUAUGAUUCAUGGCAUUGAGAAACAAGUCAAUAAGACAAAGAAAGAAUGUCCAGACGUUGUGCAUCUAGCCUGUCAAAAACCUGUGACCUUUCUUGAAGCAGAACAAUGUAAUUUGGAAGAACUAGAAUAUAAGGGGGCAUCUAAGAUCCUACACAAUAAAGAUUUAUCAGAGGUGGAUUAUUUGCAUUCUCAAUCAUUGGAGUACCCCACUCAGUCGUGUAAGGUGCAGGAAGUUGCUGGUCGAUUAUUGACCUCCUCCCUGAUAGUGGAGGACACUUCAGUGUUGGAGGAGUCAAAGGACCAUGUCUCAAGUUCAUAUGCCACCACUGACAAAAAAAACAAAAUUGGCAAAAUGCGAGCAGUGAAUGACAACUGUACAAAAUCAGUAGAGAAUUCCACGUCUGGAAAGGAGUGUUUUCAUGCAGUCUCCAGAGUGCCAACCAUUCCAGAAGGAACAUAUUAUGCUAGGAGGGAAGGGGGAGAUGCAAAGGCUGACUCCUCCAAGCCUUUACAAUCGAAGUGGACUGGAAGGAGACUGUUGCCAUCAUCCUCUGUUUUUAGGGAUUUGGAUUGCUUGGAUAUGGAGGACGAGGUCCCAAAGGUGAAGAAGCAUGGUAAUAAUAAAGUAAGGGCAGAUGAAAGGCUAGGGACCCAGGGAAGGGCAGCACUUGUGAGAAUGCUGAGAGGCAACCGUCCAAUAUGAUUGUUCUUGUUAAGUUACACCGCUUGUAACAGUGUUUAUAAAAUGCCAAGGGAGUAUCCACAAGGGCACUGUCAGAGUUCUUGUAAGGUCCCCGUAAUUUCCUUUUAUUUUGGAAAAAUCAUGGAUCUCAAUAGAAUCACAGACAUUUUAAAACAGCUACGUCGACCUCUUUUUCUA